AUGGUAUCCAAUGAUGAAGAAAGUUCCCCUGAUGGACGACGAUCGUCUUCGCGAAGUCCGAGACGGUCCAAGCCGGAAAGAGACUCCAAGGCAAAAGAACGAAGCCGUCGUGGUCCGUCCUCACGCAGCACACCUGGGGCUGUGCGUUCUUCCAGCACCAGCGAACGAAACAAGAGACGCUCAGCUGAGGAUCACAAUAACAAGUCCUCUCGCAGAGGUGGACGAAGCUCAAGGUCCAACAGCAGUUCUCUUUCUCCUAAACGGGGAGAAGCUGGAAGAAGUAUUACACAUUCUUCGAGCGACCGGAAAAAGGAACGAAGGUCCACUCGAGCAUCGACUCCUGGUGCUCGA
Molecule: messenger RNA, 351 nt
Organism: Cylindrotheca closterium
Lineage: Eukaryota; Bacillariophyta; Bacillariophyceae; Bacillariales; Bacillariaceae
Source: the annotation of a GenBank genome assembly